Carlito syrichta (Philippine tarsier) is the source of this 1026-nucleotide messenger RNA. RefSeq names its product TEA domain transcription factor 3 (gene TEAD3). Gene Ontology annotation, biological process: regulation of transcription by RNA polymerase II; embryonic organ development; hippo signaling. Lineage: Eukaryota; Metazoa; Chordata; Mammalia; Primates; Tarsiidae. The transcript is spliced from 10 exons. The annotation marks the transcript as partial. The record is from RefSeq and is a predicted model, not a curated record. Gene Ontology annotation, molecular function: RNA polymerase II cis-regulatory region sequence-specific DNA binding; DNA-binding transcription factor activity, RNA polymerase II-specific. Gene Ontology annotation, cellular component: transcription regulator complex.
UGCGUCUGGCCCCCAGGCUCCAGCUGCCCCGUGGGCUCAGGCCCGGAGCCCAGAGCAACCAGCACCAUAGCGUCCAACAGCUGGAACGCCAGCAGCAGUCCCGGGGAGGCCCGGGAGGAUGGGCCCGAGGGCCUGGACAAAGGGCUGGACAAUGAUGCGGAGGGCGUGUGGAGCCCCGACAUCGAGCAGAGCUUCCAGGAGGCGCUGGCCAUCUACCCGCCCUGCGGCCGGCGCAAGAUCAUCCUGUCAGACGAGGGCAAGAUGUACGGUCGAAAUGAGUUGAUCGCUCGCUACAUUAAGUUGAGGACGGGGAAGACCCGGACGAGGAAACAGGUGUCCAGCCACAUACAGGUUCUAGCUCGGAAGAAGGUGCGGGAGUACCAGGUUGGCAUCAAGGCCAUGAACCUGGACCAGGUCUCCAAGGACAAGGCCCUCCAGAGCAUGGCAUCCAUGUCCUCCGCCCAGAUCGUCUCGGCCAGCGUCCUGCAGAACAAGUUCAGCCCGCCCUCCCCUCUGCCCCAGGCCGUCUUCUCCACUUCCUCGCGGUUCUGGAGCAGCGCCCCCCUCCUAGGACAGCAGCCAGGACCCUCUCAGGACAUCAAGCCCUUUGCACAGCCCGCCUACCCCAUCCAGCCGCCCCUGCCGCCCACGCUCAGCAGCUAUGAGCCCCUGGCCCCGCUGCCCCCAGCCGCUGCCUCCGUGCCCGUGUGGCAGGACCGCACCAUCGCCUCCUCCCGGCUGCGGCUCCUGGAGUACUCAGCCUUCAUGGAGGUGCAGCGAGACCCUGACACGUACAGCAAACACCUGUUUGUGCACAUCGGCCAGACAAACCCCGCCUUCUCAGACCCGCCCCUGGAGGCUGUGGACGUGCGCCAGAUCUACGACAAGUUCCCCGAGAAGAAGGGCGGGCUGAAGGAGCUCUACGAGAAGGGGCCGCCCAACGCCUUCUUCCUCGUCAAGUUCUGGGUGAUCUCGACCAGCGAGCACGGCGCCCAGCACCACGUCUACAAGCUCGUCAAAGACUAG